AUGGGCGGGCCUGUGCCCUCGCGCCGAUCAGCUUGGGUGGGUAGCGCAUUGCUGUGCGGGCGAAUUGGUACUAAACUACCGUCGACAUCGCACCGCAAGUGUAAGAGUUGUUCUCAGCCGUCGUCGCCCAGAGAUCCCCCGUCUUCUGCUGUGCUACACCAGCUUCUCCGCGCCUGCGACGCCAAGAGCACAUCGCACGUCUCAAUUGCCUCAGCCACCACUCGCCCACGCCCACGCCUACACCCACGCCCACAACCCGCUCCACCUCGUGCCUACAGCCUGCCGCGCCCUCCCAUCCUCCGGCGGUGCGUCUCACCAGCAUCCGGAAGCCAACGGCAAAGCCUUGGGCACGCGUGCUCAAAGUACACGACAGCGACGCCUUGGGGUACCAGCCUGACCUUUUGUGAACACCGUCUGCCCCGUCGCAAGCAGUAUCGGACGACUGUCUCUCUGCGUGUGCGUGUGUGUAUGUUUCGGAUGUGCACAGGGAUUGCGUGUGGGCUGACAGACGUCGACAACUAG
This is a messenger RNA of Bipolaris zeicola 26-R-13, 522 nucleotides long. RefSeq lists its product as uncharacterized. The transcript has a single exon. The record is from RefSeq and is a predicted model, not a curated record. NCBI's taxonomy places the organism in Eukaryota, Fungi, Ascomycota, Dothideomycetes, Pleosporales, Pleosporaceae. The coding region runs from base 1 to 522 and encodes 173 amino acids.